UUCGUGUGGUAAAGAAUUUACAUAAAUAAGUUCAGUGCUAGCUUUUUUGUGACAUCAAAUGUAACAUUUUGUGUAUAGUUCAUAGAUUUUAUUGGAAAUGGAGAAAUUACAUGAUUAUCAAGGGAUAACAGGUCGAUUUCAUGAAUGGAGAGGCAACAUUAAACAAUUAUACGAAGACUUUAAAGAAAAAUAUUCAACAAAUUUAGUUGCCACAGUUCAAAGUCAACUUAAAGGAAACGCAAGUGCCAAUAAAGACUUUUCACACGUUUUUAGAACGAAGACAAGAGCAGAAUUAAUUCGAGUCUCUGCUGCGGUUAUGGGUAUCGAGUUUUCUUACGCCGCCGAAACAGCGUUUGUUUCCCCAACACUUUUAAAAAUUGGAGUUGAGCAUCAGCAUAUGACAUUGGUUUGGGCAUUGUCCCCUUUGGUUGGUUUUUUUCUAUGUCCAAUUUUGGGAUCCUUAUCUGAUCGAUGCAAACUGAAUAUGGGACGUCGACGACCAUUUAUUCUUCUAUUGUCCGUAGGAGUCAUUCUCGGACUUCUUUUGGUUCCAAAUGGCGAGACCUUGGGAUAUUGGUUUGGAGAUGGAAGUGCAGAGUCGGAGGAUUCAUUUACAGAAAUAAAUAAUUGGAAAAAUAUUACACAUAUAAAUAAAACGUCACCAAAGCCUUCCCAUUCCUGGGGUAUACUUUUUACAAUAUUGGGAACAGUGCUUCUUGACUUUGACGCUGAUGCUUGUCAAAGUCCAGCUAGAGCAUAUCUUUUGGAUGUAUGCUUACCAGAAGAUCAUGCAAAAGGUCUGUCCACAUUCACUGUUAUGGCAGGCUUAGGAGGAUUUUUUGGUUAUUCAAUGGGAGGCCUAAACUGGGACGAAACGGAAAUCGGACGUCGAUUAGGUGGACACGUGAAGGCCGUUUUUUCUAUUAUAACAGUUAUUUUUGUUACAUGUGUGGCAUUUACAAUUACAAGUUUUGCUGAAAUUCCUCUUUGGGUACUAGCAACCGUGGAUUCUAGUAAUUCUGAAGCCGAAACGUUACCUGUCUUAUUAAAAUCAUACGGUGCUUGUGAAGGAGGCGAUGAACAGGUAACAACUGGAGAACAACCUACAAAUAUAACCUUAAGUGACGGUUUGGUUGACGAAACCCGCUUUAUCGAAAAUCCGGAAAUCAUAAAAGAAUGUUUAAGUUCACAAGAUGAAGAUUUAGUGCACACGAAAAACAAAUUGGAGGUUGAAUCUCUGAGUCACUAUUUACUUUCCAUUGUUUAUAUGCCGCUAUCUUUGAGAAUGAUAUGCGUGACAAAUCUUUUUUGCUGGAUGGCGCAUGUCUGUUACUCGCUAUACUUUACGGAUUUUGUGGGCGAGGCAGUUUUUAAUGGAGACCCCAGGGCUACCACCGGAUCUGACCUCCAACUACGUUAUGAAGAAGGUGUUCGAUUUGGAUGUUGGGGCAUGGCAAUGUACUCUCUAUCAUGCUCCUUUUACUCACUUAUUAUUGAAAAACUAAUUCAACGUUUUAAGGCUAAGUCUGUGUACGUUGGAGGACUAUUAUUUUAUUGCACAGGAAUGGCCUUAAUGGCUUUAACUCGAGCAAAGCUAAGCGUUUUAGUAUUUAGUUGGACAGCGGGUAUUAUGUACUCUACGCUAUUUACUAUGCCCUAUCUUCUGGUUGCACAUUAUCAUAAUGUUUCUACAUUUGAAUUAGAUGAGAACGGAGUUCCAAAACUUGGAUCAGGAUUGCGAGGUCUUGGUACUGAUAUUGCUAUUAUAAGUAGCAUGGUAUUUUUAGCCCAAUUCAUUUUAUCUUUAUGUAUGGGCACAAUUAUAAAAAUAUCGGGAACUACCACAGCUGUUAUAAGUACCGCCAGCUUUUUGAGUUUUUGUGGUGCUCUGUCAGCUACAAAGAUAAUGUAUUUGGAUCUAUAAGCUUAUUUGAAAAUAAAAUAACAAUAAUAGAUUAGAAAUAAAAAAGUUAAUUUAAAUUA
This is a messenger RNA of Drosophila subpulchrella, 1983 nucleotides long. It is a transcript of the gene lovit, whose product is annotated as proton-associated sugar transporter A. Gene Ontology annotation, cellular component: membrane. Bases 98 to 1924 code for a protein of 608 amino acids. The record is from RefSeq and is a predicted model, not a curated record. Gene Ontology annotation, molecular function: sucrose:proton symporter activity. The transcript has 7 exons. Lineage: Eukaryota; Metazoa; Arthropoda; Insecta; Diptera; Drosophilidae.